Chelmon rostratus (copperband butterflyfish) is the source of this 2005-nucleotide messenger RNA. It is a transcript of the gene mturn, whose product is annotated as maturin, neural progenitor differentiation regulator homolog (Xenopus). Gene Ontology annotation, biological process: regulation of signaling; positive regulation of megakaryocyte differentiation. NCBI's taxonomy places the organism in Eukaryota, Metazoa, Chordata, Actinopteri, Chaetodontiformes, Chaetodontidae. The transcript has 3 exons. The coding region runs from base 232 to 621 and encodes 129 amino acids. Gene Ontology annotation, cellular component: cytoplasm. The record is from RefSeq and is a predicted model, not a curated record.
UGGGGCUUUGAGAACGGAUGAGCACCAGACCGGGUAGGCUCCGCGCACCAACAGCGUUAUCUCCGUUCCCGGGCCAUGCAGACGGUGCAAUAGAGGAGAUGCGGUAGUGGAGGCUGCUGAUGCUGCUGUCCGAUCAGCUGUUUUUUGUGUCUUGAGCAUCAUCGCCGCGACGGCCAGAGAGAUCGAGAUCAAGCUCCGGAGCCAGGGACACCGCAGACCGGAUAACAGAGGAUGGAGUUUAAGCAUCUGGUGGAGGCGGCGGAGAAGUGGUGCUCCGGUAACCCGUUCGACCUCAUCUUCGCCGAAGAGGACGACGAGAGGCGGCUGGACUUUUACGCGGAGCCCGGCGUCUCCUUCUACGUGCUGUGUCCCGGCGGCACCGACAAUUUCCAUGUGUGGAGCGAGAGCGAGGACUGCCUUCCCUUCCUACAGCUGGCCCAGGACUACAUCUCCUCCUGCGGGAAGAAGACUCUGCUGGAGGUGCUGGAGAAGGUCUUCACGUCCUUCAGGCCUCUGCUGGGUCUUCCAGACUUAGAUGACGACAGUUUCGAGCACUACCACACCGACAUGGAGGGCGAACCGGGGCCCGACCACCAGCAGAUGGGGGUCAGCCAGCAGUGAUGAGCCCUGAGGCGAGGCCUGCUGACCCAAAGCUCUGGGCCUCAGCUCGUCUGCCCAAACACUUAACUACACACUCUAAUCCAAACACACACACACACAUACACACACACACACACACACAUAGCUACUUACAGUCAACUUGCUAAAAAUGCACCACCAUGUUCUUGAAUGUCUCAGUGGCUUUGCUUCCCAAAGAGUGCACUGUGUUGCACUGUGUUGACCCCCUCCACACCCGCUGCCCUCCCCACCCCAACCCCUUGGCCUCCAACCAAACACACACACACACACACACACACACACACAUUGGGGCUACGUGAGCAGUGGCCACAUACAAUGCAACUAUCAUAAUCAUUCACCAUCGGGUUAGUUAAAGUUCCACAGCACAGCAAUAUUACAUCGGCCUCAGCUGGCUUCGUUAUGCAGAAAAACAGUCGGAUGUUACGGCAAUACACACGUUACCCCCUUUGGUUUGGAGAUGAAUGUGACAGAUAACCCGCUUUUUCAGCUGUUUGCUGACUCAGCAGAUAAACGAGAGCUAGACAGAUAAAUGGGUGAAAACCAAGGGUUUGCGGCCUUUGGGGCCUUUGGGGCGACUGGAGUGACGCAGAUAAAGAGAGGGGAGGACGGAGCGAUGGCCGUGAUGUAGGUUCAGGUGGGGCAGCUCUCGAGCCAUCCUCUUUUUAAACACACACUUAAAGUCGCUGUGUAGGGUUUCAAUCAAAAGAACUUCAGCCCCCCCCCCCGCGCGUGGAAAUCAAAGUGCGCCGCUUCAGCAGCGUGGAUCAUGUCUCGGGGUGUGCACACCUCGGAGAGCUUAGGGUCACUUUAUGAGGACGUUUUUAAAAUCAGUUAUUAUCACAUGACCAUCACAACAAAGGCCCCUGCUGCAGCUUCAGCCCUUCCCGGUUUGGGUGCCUCAUCGUCACAUGACACCCUAGCUCUGUCUUGUAGUCUUCCUUCCUGGUUGUCCGUGGUUCACAGUUUACCCCCCAAUCUGAUAAUUCCUAAAGCUCGCCAAAAACCUCUCUCCGCCUGUGUCGUUUUAAAAUUCCUCUGCUCAUCCUCUGAGGUUUCUCUGAACCAUGCGUUUAGUGAGCGCACACCCAAAACCCCUGAGUGAUAUAGCAGGGAGGAGAAAGCAUUUCUCCACCCUUCCUGCCCUCUCCACCCUCAGAGCGUGUUGUCGUGUGUCACAGCCAGUGCACUGCAAUGCUUCAGGCCCCCGCCGCCUUCAACCACUCGAUCCACAUGCAAGACUGUUCCAGAGGGUCAUCUUCAGCCCGUUUACUUUGGCUUGUAAAUGUUUGUCUUUUUAUUGCCUCUCUGAGUGUUUAUCAUGCAGUGUAUCUUCUGUUUGUCCUCAGAUGUGUGUGAAAUUGUUCAA